CAUCACAUCCUCAUUUUCACUGCACGACUCUCAGCUCUAUUAACUUGAACCCGUACCUGCAUGUCGCCUUCUCUGCACUCAUUCACACCACCAUAGCGAUGGACCCGAAAAACCACAUUGAACCUCUCCCAGCUUCUACACGGAGCAAAAUACGGUCCACCCAGAUACUCACCUCCCUCCCCCAGAUAGUGUCUGAGCUCAUGCAGAACUCGCUCGACGCCGGGGCGAGGCAUGUCGAUGUCGGGGUUGACUGUGAUGGGUGGACGUGCUGGGUUAGGGACGACGGGACUGGAAUGAGCAAAGAUGCGUUGACAGCUAUCGAAGAGCGCUACGCCACAUCGAAAGCCUACGAUCCGGAUUCAUUAAAUGUCUUAUCGACGUUUGGGUUUCGCGGCGAAGCGCUUGCCUCAGCGGCGGACUUGUGCUGCCUAGAGAUAUCCUCACGGACGGCUGUGUCAAGGGAGACUUGGUCUGUUAUACUCAAGGGCGGCCAGACGUUAUACUCCGGUGCCGCCGUUCGAUGGAGGAGAGAGACCCCCGGAACAGUCGUUUGUGUUCGGGAUGCCUUAUACAACCUCCCAGUCCGACGGCGCUCUCACCCAUCCCCAGCCCGGACGUUGGAGUUGAUUAAACAGGAAAUCGAGACCUACGCGUUGGUCUUUCCUAGCGUUGCUUUCUCGCUCGAGAAUACGAACGCGGUCAGGAAUAGUGGGCCCGUAGUGAAGGUUCCCAAGACGCCCUCGUCGCUUUGUACAUUCCGGCAUCUGUUUGGCAAGGCUUUGGUACAGCACGUAGAAGAAAUUAAUACAUCAGAAAACGGCCUCACACUUGAAGGCUUCAUCAGCUUAGACGGCGCGCCAUCCAAGGCGUAUCAAUACAUAUACGUCAACAAACAUCCCAUAGAUGUAGGCGAUUUACACCGGCUCAUUGAUGCCAAGUUUGCUGCGAGUACGUUCGCCAAGCAUGCUUAUGACGAAACCGGGGAGACAAGUCUGCGCCCAACCUCGCGGAGAUCUCCCAGAAAAUCAGAGAAAAAGCCCGUUUACGUCUUGAAUUUGGCUGUGCCACCCAGCGAAGUAGACAACUGCCUUGAACCCGCAAAAGGCGACCUCCAUUUUCGGGUAAUAUCGAUUUCCCGGUUUCAUCAUACCAUCUUACUACCCCUUGAUUCUUUUCAGAACAAAGGCACGGUAAUCACCCUUCUAUCUAACGCUGUUCAAUCAUUUUUGUCUCGUAAUGGCUUUUCGUCUAAUAUGAGAGAGGGAAGCUUAAGAAACGAUGCGUCUCCACCCCCUCUUAAACGGAGAAAAACUAAUAUUGACGACUCGGGUUAUGUUUCUGACGAGGAUAUGGAUGGAGGCGGCCUAGAACUACAGCACACCGCCACGCCGCUGUUCAUCAGACGGGAAGAGCGUGACAAAGUGCCGGGCGAGUUUGUUUGGACCGACCCAACAACAGGGCAAGGCUUUAUUGUGAACAGCCGAACUGGCGACUCGCGAGCUUGCGAGAAUCCUAUUCUGGGAGGUGACGAAGUGAGGGAUGUUACGCUCCGGACGCUAAACUCCAGAAUCACUUUUCCUCGCUCAAAACAAACUUCCGGAGCUGAUAAAUCUGUAAUGCCAGAGUGGAUUCAAGAGGCGCUUGAGGCCAACAACGCAUAUACCCAGACUGAACGCAAAAUACCCUCUAUUAGUAUUUCGGACUCCACACUGUGGCUGAAUACAGCAGAUGCUCCAGGACGCAAGAAUCCCUCUCACGGUUGCCAAUCCUCCCGCUACUUCCCUUCCGGACAGCACAAUCCGAUGACCUACGCCAUGACCAUCGGUGGCUCUUCAAGCCAUCGAUAUCGAAAGGAGGACCUAAGAAAUGCCCAUGUCAUAAAUCAGGUGGACAGGAAGUUCAUAGCCUGCCUUAUCAAUGACACCGGCCAAAUCGAAGGUGGCGGUCAACAUGGACGGGCACUUGUCCUUAUCGACCAGCAUGCUGCUGACGAACGUAUCCGGGUUGAACGAUUCCUGAAAAUUCUUUGCUCGGGCUUUUUGUAUAGCCAGACGGGAGGCCAAGAUAAGACUAGGAUGGUGGAGACGAGGUUACUUUCUCCGAAUAUACCUAUACUCUUAACGAGACAUGAAGCGAUUCAGUUAGCCUGUAGACCGCAAGUCCGGAGUAUACUACGCCAUUGGGGUUUUGGUUUUUGUGGGCUGGAUACAGUCGGGUCAGAAUCAGAGCCAGAUUCCGACGAAAGUGGAUAUACACAAAUUAUGGUGGAUACUAUCCCGGAACUCGUCGGUAAUAAGCUCCUAGUCGGGGACGAACUGCGUGAUUUGGUCAAGGGAUCUCUAUCCAAUCCAGACCUGUCCGGUGAUCCAGCCGUUGAAGAUAGUACACCAGAGUCGGAUGAAAAUAGUUUUGUUUGGUUGAAAGCUCUGAGAUGGUGCCCCCGAGAACUCAUGGAUUUGGUUAAUUCAAAGGCCUGCAGAGGUGCCAUUAUGUUUAAUGAUGCGCUUAGUAUGGCACAGUGUGAACGGCUGGUACUGCAAUUGGCUAAUACUGCGUUUCCAUUUCAAUGUGCACAUGGAAGGUCGGUCGGGUUGUUCUCACAUGCUGUUUCGCUGUUGGGUAAUAAAACCGUUUACUACAGACCGUCUUUGGUACCAUUGACUGAUAUAUCGAGGGACGCGACUGGAUCGAAAGGAGGUCCGAUAUUUUGGUCACAGCUCGAACAUACGGAGAGUAACCUGCAUUAG
Desarmillaria tabescens is the source of this 2747-nucleotide messenger RNA. RefSeq lists its product as uncharacterized. The coding region runs from base 99 to 2747 and encodes 882 amino acids. Gene Ontology annotation, cellular component: mismatch repair complex. Gene Ontology annotation, biological process: mismatch repair. Gene Ontology annotation, molecular function: ATP binding; ATP hydrolysis activity; ATP-dependent DNA damage sensor activity. The transcript is spliced from 15 exons. The record is from RefSeq and is a predicted model, not a curated record. NCBI's taxonomy places the organism in Eukaryota, Fungi, Basidiomycota, Agaricomycetes, Agaricales, Physalacriaceae.